AAGAGGUGGGACAACUAUCCCGUAUGUAGAAGAAGAGUCCAGGGGUAUUCCAUCAGCGAAGACCACACAACCAAUCACGUCUCCGAGACGAUGGCCAGCCAAGAAUGGGCUGCGGGAAUAGCACACUGGGAUGGGUUAGACGGCAACAAUUAUUUCACGUUAGCCGUCUCGGUCCGCUCAGCAUACCACGCAGGAGAGGGAGAGGGGGUGGAGACAGACGGGAACAGGGACGAAGGCUCAGGGAGGGGAGAGAGAACAAGGGUUCCUUGUUGUCUAGAAAACGGGAGAGCCGCUCCCCGACUCCCUCACCCUCCUCCACCCGUCCCUGGUCCCUUGCCCCCGUUACCGCCGAGAUCCCCCGCCGAGUUCAUGUCCUACAUAACGGUUGCGAUACUACGUACUCGACAGGGCCGUUAUGCUUACUCGCAGCCACGAUAACCAAGGUGCCACGACAGAAUUCAGGAUGCGAUCCCUGGUCCGGAGACUGGUUUUAUUACGGUCGAAUUGGUCACGGUCUAUUAUGCGUCGACCAAUGCCGGUCUCGAGCGGGAGCGAAGGAGUCAGCUUCUUCACGGAACGCAGUGGCGGUCUCCUAUCCCAGAUAUUGGUGGUUUCGAACUCGGAUCCCUACACACACACACACACAUGCCUACAUACACACACACAGAGGCACGCACGCACGAGCACCCUGGACAAGAUCAUCGUGAUUAUGUAUCUACACGACCAGGGACGCAGUUCAUGUGACCCGCCUACCCGGGCGGUUUCUCGUGGACGUUGUCUCUGAGUGA
Messenger RNA from Durotheca rogersii, 788 nucleotides. RefSeq lists its product as uncharacterized. The transcript is spliced from 3 exons. The coding region runs from base 105 to 707 and encodes 200 amino acids. NCBI's taxonomy places the organism in Eukaryota, Fungi, Ascomycota, Sordariomycetes, Xylariales, Xylariaceae. The record is from RefSeq and is a predicted model, not a curated record.